AUGACAGCCGGAGAGACGAGGAUAUCGUCCCAGCCCCGCUCCCCCUCCUUGCCGGUGGGGAUGAUCCUGGCCUAUGAAUCCGACUUUCAGAGACUGGAGAAGGAGACCCACACGGCACAAGGCCCCUUCCCACAUAGGGACAAGAUGGCCAACACACAUGCUGAAGGGGACC
Molecule: messenger RNA, 172 nt
Organism: Pelobates cultripes (western spadefoot toad)
Lineage: Eukaryota; Metazoa; Chordata; Amphibia; Anura; Pelobatidae
Source: the annotation of a GenBank genome assembly